This is a messenger RNA of Cooperia oncophora, 228 nucleotides long. The record is from the annotation of a GenBank genome assembly. Lineage: Eukaryota; Metazoa; Nematoda; Chromadorea; Rhabditida; Trichostrongylidae.
AUGGAGAAUGACGAAGAACAAGUUGGCUCUAUUCGCCAGUCGAAAUAUGCCAAUGGAGUGUUGGAAAGAAAUGGAAAUGGGGAAGGCAAUGGUAAUAACAAGUGGCAGGGCAUUGUGGUUGACGGAAAGACCCUGAUCCUAGACUGGAAUGACCAUAUGAUGAAAAAGGUGCUACGCUUCGCACGACGAGACAAGCUUGGCCAGUGCUCAGACUUCAGAGAAACAUGA